This is a messenger RNA of Penaeus chinensis, 1139 nucleotides long. Its product is annotated as (DL)-glycerol-3-phosphatase 2-like. The coding region runs from base 82 to 399 and encodes 105 amino acids. The transcript has 2 exons. Lineage: Eukaryota; Metazoa; Arthropoda; Malacostraca; Decapoda; Penaeidae. Gene Ontology annotation, molecular function: phosphatase activity. The record is from RefSeq and is a predicted model, not a curated record.
CACUGUUGUCGCCUCGUCAGCUGUUCUCAGACGAAACCGAAAUUUUCCUUCGGCGUCUCUCUUUUGCGGAAAUUUAUCACGAUGUCGACUUAUAAACCGGUGACGCAUGUUAUUUUUGACAUGGAUGGCCUUCUGUUAGAUACAGAAGCCCUGUAUACCUUGGCAACUGAACGCGUGUUGAAACCCUUUGGUAAAGAGUACACGUGGGAGCUAAAAGUCGCUCAAAUGGGACAGAAAGCUGAAGUUUGUGCCAAGGUUAUAAUUGGCAGCCUUGGUAUUAACCUCUCUGUUGAGGAUUACUUAAAACAGGUCUCACAGAUUCAUAUGGAGAUAAUGCCUUCAGCCAAAUUCUUACCAGGUACUGUUCAUGUAAAAGGUGAAUGGGUGUGUUCUGUAUAGCUGAUUCUGUAAAUAAUGUCUUAGCUUAAUAUGUUUGUAGAGGUGACCUUCUUGGGUUUUUUGUUUUUUUUGUUUGUUGGUAUGAGCUGGGUAGAUUUCAGUUGGUAAUCUAACAUGACUUGAAAUUUUCAUCACACUCAUUUGUUGGGUUUUUGCUUCUUAAGGGUAAAAAAAUAACCCAUUAUUAACAUAGACCAGUUAGAAUAGACUGUGUGACAAGGAUAUUGAUCCAACUUUUCUUAUGAUUUCAUUGUGAAAGAGAUUUAAGAUUUACAUAUGUAUAACAAUAAGAAAAAGAAGAUUAAGGCCAUAAGAAACUUUACCAGCAUCUUCUUGUUACAUAGUAUUUACUUACCUUUUCAUAUUCACUUCAAUUUUCCUCUGCUAGGUUUCAAAGACAAAUAUAACCGCUGGUCUGAGUUUGACCAAGUUAACAACAUUAUAUGAGUGAUUUCUCCUGGCAUGUUCUGCCAUAAGCCUGGAAAAGAACCCACUUGCCAUAGAUAUUAGUCAUUAUAAAUAUUUGAAUAUCACUGUUCUCCUUAAUACAAAGUAGGAAUUAACUUUUUGAAUUGAAUCUUUUUCUUGUAGAUGAGUUGAUAUAUUCGGUUAAUUCAACUUAUCUUUUUUUAUUCUCUACACUUUUUUUUAUUUUUUUUUCAUAGCACUUGUCUAGUUCAAGGUAUUUGAACCCAUUGAAUGUGCUCAAACAGUGUGUUUUUUAUAACUAAGGAAUAUUA